Molecule: messenger RNA, 453 nt
Organism: Peronospora belbahrii
Lineage: Eukaryota; Oomycota; Peronosporomycetes; Peronosporales; Peronosporaceae
Source: the annotation of a GenBank genome assembly
AUGGGUAAAGAGCAAAAGCAAUUUGUGAUGAGCAUUUUUCUCUACAAGUGUGAAAACCUAAUGGCCGCAGACAUGGACGUCGUCGGUGGCAAGAGCGCCCCGUAUGUCAUCUUUACACUUGACGGUGCGACCAAAAAAAGCUCGUGCAUCACAAACAACUUGAAUCCGCAAUGGUCACCACCUGAAAAAUUUGAAUUUGAAUUGAACGAGUGGGAGAAUAAGUUUCUCGUCGUGCAAGUGUUUGACUACGAUCGACUGAGCAAGGAUGACCUUCUUGGUUCGGCGGUAAUCCCCUUGGCGCUUUAUGCAGGCAACCGACACGGCGGGAUGUACAGCUAUCCGUUGGUAUUGCCGGAUGAGCUGGGUGGACUAGGAGCUCCUAAAAGCGACUUGUUUUUGCAGAUUAGUUUACGGACCAGGGAUGGCAAUCCCGUCGAGUAUUACUACUACUAG